AUGCAGCGCCUGGCUGCUAUAAAGCCCUCUCCUCUCCUCCGUUUUUCGAUCGCCCCUCUUUCCCUUCGUCGUCCUCCUCAUUGCACUCUCCGACGCCUAGCUCCCUUUUAUCUCUGUAAUCAACCACAUCUGAACUCUGCUGCCACCAUGGCCUACACGCACGGGACGCCCUAUGUGACCCCUCACAUCCUCCACAAGAACUAUGCACAGGCAUUCGAUGCCGAGCCCAGUUCUUUAGUCGGCCGUGACCUGGAGUAUUUCUCGCAGGCCGGUUUCGACAUGGACAGGAUCCAGAUCAAGCGCAAUGCCCCCGUCGCCCUCUUGUAUGAGGAUGCCAUCCGGAAUGAGGGGGCUAUCGUCUCCUCAUCAGGUGCCCUGAUCAACUUCUCCGGUAAGAAGUCUGGCCGUAGCCCCAAGGACAAGCGUAUCGUCUACGAGGAGACGUCGAAGGAUGAGAUCUGGUGGGGCUCUGUCAACAUUAUGAUGGACGAACACACUUUCGAGAUCAACCGCGAGCGUGCAAUUGACUACUUGAACACGCGAGACAAUGUCUACGUCUUCGAUGGUUACGCUGGGUGGGAUCCCGAAUACCGCAUUAAGGUCCGGGUCAUCUGCGCUCGCGCGUACCACGCGUUGUUCAUGAACAACAUGCUCAUCCGUCCGACAGAGGAGGAGCUGAAGGAUUUCGGCGAACCCGACUUCAUCAUCUACAAUGCUGGACAGUUUCCGGCGAACCGUUUCACGAAGGGCAUGUCCUCGACGACAUCCGUUGAGAUCAACUUCAAGCGAAUGGAGAUGGUCAUCCUCGGCACCGAGUAUGCUGGAGAGAUGAAGAAGGGUGUCUUCUCCGUGAUGCACUAUUUGCAACCCGUCAAGUUCGGCCAGCUUUCGCUGCACUCUUCCGCGAAUGUCGGAAUGGACAAGGGCGACGUCACUCUUUUCUUCGGUCUGUCUGGUACAGGAAAGACGACCCUUUCUGCCGACCCCCGUCGGCUGUUGAUCGGCGACGACGAGCAUGUGUGGUCGGACAAGGGUGUCUUCAACAUCGAGGGGGGCUGUUAUGCCAAGUGCAUGAACCUGUCCGCGGAAAAGGAGCCGGAGAUCUUCAACGCGAUUCGCUUCGGCAGCAUCCUCGAGAACGUUGUCUAUAACCCCAUCUCACGUGUUCCGGACUACGAUGACAUCAGCAUCACCGAGAACACCCGCUGCGCGUACCCCAUCGAGUACAUCCCGAACGCGCAGAUACCUUGCGUCGUCGAUCGCCAGCCAAGCAACAUCAUCAUGUUGACUUGCGAUGCGUUUGGUGUGUUGCCCCCGGUGAGCAAGCUCACCCCGGAGCAGGCCAGCUACCACUUCCUCGCUGGAUACACAUCAAAAACCCCUGGAACUGAGGACGGUGUGUUGGAGCCGAUCCCCACUUUCUCGACGUGCUACAGCGCGCCCUUCAUUGUCCUUCACCCUGGUCGCUACGCCGAGAUGCUCGCGGAGCGCAUGGCCAAGUACAAGGUCGACUGCUGGCUCAUCAACACCGGCUGGACUGGUGGUAAGUUCGGCUCGGGCAAGCGCUGCCCGCUUAAGUACACGCGCGCGAUCGUCGAUGCGGUGCACUCAGGCGAGCUCGCGAAGGCAGAGUACGAGACGUUUGGCACGUUCAACCUCCAGAUCCCCACGGGCCUUGAAGGCGUCCCGCGCGAGCUGCUGAACCCCCGCCAUGCGUGGGCAGACAAGGAGGCGUUCGAACGCGAGGUGCGCAAGCUCGCAGGCAUGUUCCGGAAGGCAUUCGCUCUGUACGAAUCGGACGUCGACGAGAAGGUGCGCUUGGCGGGCCCGGAGGUCUGA
Sparassis crispa is the source of this 1839-nucleotide messenger RNA. Its product is annotated as Phosphoenolpyruvate carboxykinase (ATP). The transcript has 9 exons. Gene Ontology annotation, cellular component: cytosol. Lineage: Eukaryota; Fungi; Basidiomycota; Agaricomycetes; Polyporales; Sparassidaceae. The record is from RefSeq and is a predicted model, not a curated record. Gene Ontology annotation, molecular function: phosphoenolpyruvate carboxykinase (ATP) activity; ATP binding. Gene Ontology annotation, biological process: gluconeogenesis. The coding region runs from base 1 to 1839 and encodes 612 amino acids.